Molecule: messenger RNA, 3583 nt
Organism: Gadus morhua (Atlantic cod)
Lineage: Eukaryota; Metazoa; Chordata; Actinopteri; Gadiformes; Gadidae
Product: solute carrier family 43 member 3
Exons: 12
Coding region: 298-1710 (470 amino acids)
Source: RefSeq, a predicted model, not a curated record
GGUCGAGGGGAGGACAAGGGAGAGAGGGAAGGAGGGUUUGUCUAUAUAAGGACGAUGGACAGAGCUAAAAAAGGGAAGGAGAGAGGAAGUGUGUGCUAUGGUGCAGAGGGAGAGUUGCUUUGGAAUGCUAUACGCUGCUGCACUGUCCAGGAAGCCAGCCAGGACAUCCCUCCCCCUCUGUGUGCGUGAAUAAACGUGCCUUGGUGUGUGGGAGUGAAGUUAGUGGGUGUAGUAUAGGAGCUUGUGUGUGUGUGUGUGUGUCUACCCGCGUGUGUGUGUCGGCCCGUGUAGUGGAUCAUGCUGUGUUGCGAUGUGAGAGGUGGCGUGCGCCGCUGGCUCACGCUGGUCAGCGGCAUGGUGGAGUGCCUGUGCUUCUCGGGGGCCGUGUUCGGCUGGGCCUCGCUGGUGGUGGUCCUGAAGAGCGGGGGCUACUUCAGCUCGCUGUGUGUCAACGGCACGGGGCUGAACGGCACCGCCGCCAACGGAACCCAGGAACUAGACUGCAGCGGCCAGGACCAGCAGCUCUCCCUGGUCUUCACCAUCGCCGCCUUCGUCAACAACUUCCUGACGCUGUCCAACGGCUUCCUGUUCGACCACUUCGGCACCACCGUGUCUCGGCUGUUCGGCAUAUCACUGUACACCACAGGCGCACUGUUCGUGGCCUUCUCCAGUCCAGCUCUCUCCGUUCUGCUCUACCCCGCCCUCUCCUGCAUCGCCAUUGGGGGCAUCAUGCUCCUGAUCACCAAUAUGCAGGUGGGCAACCUGUUUGGCUCCCAGCGCUCCACCAUCAUCACGCUCUACAACGGGGCUUUCGACUCUUCCUCGGCCCUCUUCCUCGUCAUCAAGCUAAUGUAUGAGUCGGGCGUCUCUCUCAUGGUGUCUUUCGGCUCGCUUGCAGCCUGCAGCGUUAUUCACCUGGUCAGGACCUUCCUGCUUCUGCCUGGAGGCCAUAUCCCCUACCCACUGCCCCCCUCAUACACAUAUGGCGUGACCUGCCGUAAAUCUGAAGUGUUUAGUCCCGUCACCGUGGACGAGGCCCCCCCGGUCCUGGCGAAGAGCUUCUGGAAGUGUGUUUUCUCCAGGCUCUUCAUGUUCCAGCUGCUGUGGCUGUCGGUCAUGCAGCUGAGACACUACCUGUUUAUCGGCACCCUAAACCCCACGCUGCAGAGGCUGGCUAAGGAGGAUCCCUCACUGGUGAGCCAGUACACCAAUGCCUUCGCCAUCACCCAGCUGUGCGGAGUGCUGUUCGCCCCCUGGAACGGCCUCAUCAUGGACCGACAGAAGAGCAGGCCCCGGGCUGCAGGGGAGACGGAGUCUGAGUCUGAUCUGCGUGCGGCUGUGCUCUCUCUGGCCCUGACCGCUCUGCUCAGCGUUCUGUUCUCAGUGAGCGCCUCCGUCCCCCUGCUGCCGCUGCAGUACCUCACCUUCAUCCUGCAGGUGCUCAGCCGCUCCUUCCUCUAUGGGGGCAACGCCGCCUUCAUCAGCAUCGCAUUUCCAUCAGUUCACUUUGGAAAGCUGUACGGCCUGAUCAUGGCUCUGUCAGCUGUGAUCUCCUUGCUGCAGUACCCGUGCACCAUACUGAUCAAAGUGUGGCUUGGAGGAGACCCGUUCUGGGUGAACGUGGCCCUGAUAGUGCUGUGUCUGACAGCCUUCAUUCAUCCUGUCAGCGUUCGCCUGCACUGUCGCAAGCUGGCCUCCCAGAGGUGCUAGACGGCAGGGGACCUCGUAUGAAUGGACUCCCUCUCUCCCCUCUUAUCCUCUCCUCUCCUUUCCUCUCAUCCUCUCCUCUUCCUUCCCCUCUUCUCCCCUCAACACGCACAAUUCAUGGGCAAAACCAGGCAGCCAAAACCAGGCGGUUACACAGCGACAUGACAACAUUGUUUCUGACUGUAUUAUGUGGGGCAGAAUGCUGGGUUUUACCCACAGAGGAAAUACCAUGUAUUUUUCAUAUUUUAGUCAAUAUUAUACAAAUAUUUUGAUACUGUGAGCCAACACCACAUUAGAAAUGUACAAAUGUUUACUUGAAACCAAGCUAAUUUGUUAUUCCAAUAUAUUGUAUUUAGCCCAUUUGAGCCAUGGCUGGUUGGAUUGUACUAUUUGAGUAAUGUUUGUAUAGCUCAAACUCAUCCACAAUCAAACCCUUUCAAAUAUUAGAGGGAAGGGGACAAAAAUUGUAUAUUGUCUUUUUUGCAUCAUUUAUUUUUGGCAGUAUUCUUCAGCGAACGUUGAGGCCUAUUGUCCUGAUGGGGUGCUUCUGGUGCUGCAGUACCCCCUGUUGGCUGAGAGUGAAAGACAUCUUACGCAGCGAGGCUAAAGGGCUGAUUAUGGUCCCAUGUUCACGCAACGCAAGGGGGUUACGGACCCCUUACGUCCUUGCGGACCCUCCUUGCGUCAAGGGCCUGACGUGCGCCUCCCAAAAGUAGACCUCUGAGGAAUAAGUACCGUCUCCGAGGCUCUUGGUUCCAUGUUUAAAUGUCUAUGGAAAAUAACAUGGGGGGUUUUGAAUGAUCGUACAUGACAAACUCUGUGAAAAGGUAACAACUGCUCAGGUUUUGGAUUGUCGGGGCCGUCAGUAAACUAUUAUAAAUGCUAACCGGGAGCUAGUUCUGAUCUGCGCAGACUUCAUACGUCAUACUUGUCAGGGAGGCGGGAGUUGCUCGCAACCAUUCACGACCUAACGUGAUUGUCAUUUCACGCGUGAACGGACGAGCAGCGUUGGUGCCACCUCCUCCGUAGGCGGGCUCUGGUGCCAUUUCGGUGAAGACAAACUAUGAAACAUUGCCGUUGCUAUGCAACCUUGCCUGGGAGAGUCGUGACGUCCUAAGUCGGCGCAGAUCUGCAUUAGCAUAAUGCUUCUUCAUAAUAGUUAACUACUUUAACGACCCCGACAAUCCAAAUCCAAAGUGGAAUCUAGAUGGAAAAAAAUUGUACUUCUUCGCACCUACAGAGUUUGUCACGUACGAUCAUUCAACAUCCCCAUGUUAUUUUCCAUAGACAUUUAAACACGGAACCAAGAGCCUCGGAGGCGGGACUUAUUCUCCAGAGGUGUAACCUUCUGUCGAGGCAACGCAGCAGCAAGGGCUGUGAUUGAUCAGUUUACUAAAACCCGAUGCAGAACCAAAACAGGUUCACGACUGUGUCGAAACGUCUGCGUGGUCCUUGCGUUGCGUGAACAUGGGUCCAUAAUCAGCCCAUUAUUUGUUGAGACAGAUUCUAUUGUGGAAUAGAAUCGUUGGUGUAUGCUGAGUUGUUGACAAAAUGAUUUCCUUUCACACACUAAACGAUCAAAACUGUUCAAUGUAUCUCACUUGAUCCCUCAUGUUUUCUAAAUUAGAAAAUGUGUCAAGUGUGUAUCCAUGAAGGAGAGAUGUAUUACAUUUCUUGUUGUUGCUUCAAUGUCUUGUCUUUUAAUACGAAAGUACAAAAUUAAGAUCAUGCAUUGUUCUCAGCAUUUUAAGAUGACCCUUUUUUAUUACCAAAGUGUACAAAAUUAUGAGCCUCACAGAAAUGAAUAUUUUGCCUCAUGUUUUUUUUCAUCAAUACAAAUUAUUAUUUUCCAAUAAAGGCUAUUUUCUCCAAGCUU